CACUGCUGGUGUUGAUUGCGUUAUCUUGGCGAAAGUACGGAAACCGGAUUACUAAUCGCUUUAUUCGCCCGAGUACUGCAAAAGAAAUCGAAGAGCUGAAACUCUCGGUGGCACGGUUGAACUUGCCGAAGGAACACACGCCUCGGAUCUAGAUACAUCUGCUUAUCCAGCCGUGCGGUCGUGCCUUUCGGUUUUGGUUUGGUUUGGUUGCUGCAGCUAACCCACUCAAAAUGCCGAGUAAAAUUAAGAACUUUUUCCUGAAAAAGACAGCCGAAGCAAAGCUGAAACUCGGUGUGCACGGACCGGGCAGGAAGCUUAAUUCAGACGCCCCACGACCGUCGUCUUCGGCGAGUUCCUCGAAGCAGAAGGAUGCCUACGUUCCGCCCAAGCGCAACGAACUUUCGGCGGAAGCGAAAGCCGCGGCUAACGCUGCAUUGGCGCGCUUCGAAGGAAAGGAUACGAAUGAAUUCAACACGUCCCUAGCGGCAAUCCGAGCGCAGGUUCGUAAGGAGCUGGAAGCCGAGAAGAAAGCCAAAGAAGCGGGACAAUCGUCUGAACAGGAGGAACAAAGCGCGGCAGAGGCCGAGACACGCAAAGGAUUUGCAGUGCAAGGUGUAUUCUUCCGCUGCCCGAUGAUCGGUGACGAGGUGCUCCCGUACAAGGAGUGGAAGGGCAAAAUAAAGGAAUUUCUGUACGAGCAACUCGCGGCGGAUAGGGGCCUGACGGCUUGCUUAAUCAUCUACAACUGCAACCCCAAAGACAAGGCGGAAGUGUGCAUCGAAACGCUGACCAAGUGCGUGGAAAACAUUGCGAACAAUCCGAACGAGGAGAAGUACAAAAAGAUCCGUAUGACCAACCGGAUGUUUUGCGACAAAAUUAAGGUGUGCGAGGGUGCGCUGGAUUUCCUUCAUGCCGCCGGAUUCGCCGAGAUCGAGCUGGAUGGUGAGCCACAUCUGAUUUGGUCGGAGGAUAACAUCGACCCGGACUGCUCGCUCGAGGUGCUGCUGGAAGCGUUGAAGGCGGCCGAACCAAUCCAGGUAGAGCUCGACCGCAACCUACAGGUGCUGCUGCCAUCGCAGGUGAAACGGAGCAACUUGCCACCGGACUUCUUCCGAAUAUCGCCCGAAGAAGUAAAGCGCGAGCAGCAGCUACGCACCGAAGCACUUGAGCAGGCGCAAAUUCUCAAAACAAAAGCCAUGCGCGAGAAGGACGAAAUGCGCACGAUCAACCGGUACAAGUUUUCGCUGGUUCGCGUGCGAUUCCCGAACGGCGUGUAUCUGCAGGGCACGUUCAACGUGUACGAAAAGAUGAACCAGGUGUACGAGUUUGUACAGUCAUGCCUGAUGCACGAAUCUGCCGAGUUUGCGCUCGUUUCGCCCAGUGGCCAGAAACUCGAUGAACAGGACGAGCUAGACAAGUCGCUAUACGAUCUUCGGAUGGUGCCGACUGUGGUCUUUAACUUUUGUUACGAAAACGAGUCUAGGAGCUUGACGGACUUUCUGAAGGAAGAGCUCAUGCUGCUUAUUCAGUCAUUUUAGAUUGUUUCCCAAAGGAUGUGAGGAACCGGAUGUUCUUCGGGUCCAAUUCAGUGUUGCACAUCGUUAAAUUAUAUAUAUAUUUUUAUCAUUAUCCUUAAUAGCUACUUCAAGGCAGCAUAAUGUCCACGCUUGGAGUCAGUGUGUAAAACCGAAAGGUGUGAAUAAUUGUGAUCAUGAACCAUACUAACGAAAUAA
Anopheles nili is the source of this 1733-nucleotide messenger RNA. It is a transcript of the gene Gint3, whose product is annotated as UBX domain-containing protein 6. The coding region runs from base 231 to 1538 and encodes 435 amino acids. Gene Ontology annotation, cellular component: cytoplasm. The transcript is spliced from 2 exons. Gene Ontology annotation, molecular function: protein binding. The record is from RefSeq and is a predicted model, not a curated record. NCBI's taxonomy places the organism in Eukaryota, Metazoa, Arthropoda, Insecta, Diptera, Culicidae.